UCUGCUCCACUUUACUUGCUCUUCACUGUCUCCCACUUUCAUUCAGAAAAUGGCAAAACCUUCGAUCUCUGUAUCUAACCCUUUUCUCCAACUCUUUCUAUUUCUCACUUUCCACCUUCUCCACCGCCUCUCCACCGCCGCAUAUUCAGUCGGCGUAAAUUAUGGCACCGUUGCCAAUAACCUUCCUCCACCCACUCAAGUUGCCAGUUUCCUCAAAACCCAAACCACCAUCGACCGCAUUAAGAUCUUCGAUGCCAAUCCUGACAUCCUCCGCGCCUUCGCCAACACCGGGAUUUUGGUAACCGUCACCGUCGGCAAUGGCGAUAUCCCUUCCCUAGCUAAGCUUCCAGCUGCUCAGGCAUGGAUCGCCAACAACAUUUUACCCUUUCACCCCAAAACAAUCAUUAAAUACAUUGCGGUGGGCAACGAGAUCCUCGCUACUUCUGAUAAAUCGCUAAUAGCUCACACUUUACCGGCCAUGAAAGCUCUAAAAUCAGCUCUUGAGCUUGCUAACGUCACUAAUAUUCAAGUCUCGACGCCUCACUCUUUAGGUAUAUUAUCCUCAUCUGAGCCACCGAGUACUGGUCGGUUUCGAAAAGGCUACGAUCAAAGAAUAUUCGCUCCGAUUCUCGACUUUCACCGCAAAACGAAGUCUCCUUUCAUGGUUAACCCAUACCCGUACUUUGGCUUCAGGCCAGAGACGUUGAACUACGCGUUGUUUAGACCAAAUGCCGGCGUUUUUGACCCGGCGACAGGGAAGAACUACACCAACAUGUUUGACGCCCAACUCGACGCGGUUUAUUCGGCUAUGAAAAGGUUGGGAUACGAGGACGUGGACAUCGUGGUGGCGGAGACCGGUUGGCCUUCAGUGGGCGAUCCGAAUCAACCAGGCGUGAGCAUGGAAAACGCGCUGUCGUACAACGGGAACCUCGUGAAGCACGUCAACUCUAGGAAAGGAACGCCGUUGAUGCCUAACAGGACUUUCGAGACAUAUAUUUUCUCUCUGUUUAAUGAGAAUCUGAAACCAGGGAUUUCGGAACAGAAUUUCGGGUUGUUCAAGCCGGAUCUGACCCCGGUUUACGACGUCGGCGUUCUACGCAAUGCUCAGGCAAAGGGUCCCACGUCUGGAACAAGAGCGGUGGCACCGUCCUCAAGUCCAGACCGUAAAUGGUGCGUCCCAAGAUCGGACGCUAGUGAUGCGGCGUUGCAGAAGAAUAUAGAUUACGCGUGCAGCAGUGGAAUAAAUUGCAGGCCCAUACAGGCAGGUGGGCCGUGCUUCGACCCAAAUACAGUGCGGUCACAUGCUUCGUAUGCAAUGAAUGCGUACUAUCAGAGCUUUGGGCGGCAGGACUUCAACUGUGAUUUUAACCACACCGGAGUGGUGACUACCACUGAUCCAAGUUACGAGGCGUGUAGCUAUCCGUUUAGCGAUCAAAAAAUGGAAGAGAAGUCGGUGGCGGGAGAGUCGAUGAGAUUGUACUGCAGCGUAAAGGAGCUGCUACUGGUGGGUGGGUGCUUGGUAUUUGUAAAUUUAUUUUUCUAUUAAUUAUUUUAACUUUUUUAUAUGUAAUUGUGGUGGACGAUUAGAUUAGGGUAGGUCCUCGCCCUUCUUUUUUGUUUCUUUUAAUUUUAAUCAAAUUUUGUGUAUUAUUGGGGUGCUGGUCUUGCAUCUAUUGUACUUGUUAACCCUGGAACUGAUCUAGUAUUAUAAUUAUUAUCAAUUCAUCAUGGUUGUGCAUC
Manihot esculenta (cassava) is the source of this 1740-nucleotide messenger RNA. RefSeq names its product glucan endo-1,3-beta-glucosidase. The record is from RefSeq and is a predicted model, not a curated record. Gene Ontology annotation, cellular component: plasma membrane. The transcript is spliced from 3 exons. Gene Ontology annotation, molecular function: hydrolase activity, hydrolyzing O-glycosyl compounds. NCBI's taxonomy places the organism in Eukaryota, Viridiplantae, Streptophyta, Magnoliopsida, Malpighiales, Euphorbiaceae. Bases 50 to 1546 code for a protein of 498 amino acids. Gene Ontology annotation, biological process: carbohydrate metabolic process.